AUGUGCCAAAGGGUGGAAGAUCUGUUGGAGGCUUGCGAUAAGCGGAAUUUAUCGAUCAGUGUGGCGAAGGGUUUCUGGGGCAUGGAUAAGGUAGGAUAUCUGGGACACCGCGUGUCAAUCGGAGGUCUGGAGGCGAACCCAAAAGAUCUGAAAUCGCUGACCGAUCUGCCAUUCCCCGGAUCACUGCGAUCUAUGCAGUCGUUCCUGGGCAGUCUGAAUUAUUACAGCCGAUUCAUCGAAGAUUACGCUAUCUAUGCCUCGGUACUCUACGAAUUACGUGAGGUGGAUUUUGCAGAACUGGAGAAACGAUCGGAUCUGAGGGAGAUCAUGGGCCGGAACGAUCCGAUUCCUCGAGAUCACGGCCCACCGGAACUGAAGUUGACGGAACCAGUGGAUGAG
Phytophthora megakarya is the source of this 399-nucleotide messenger RNA. The record is from the annotation of a GenBank genome assembly. NCBI's taxonomy places the organism in Eukaryota, Oomycota, Peronosporomycetes, Peronosporales, Peronosporaceae.